Molecule: messenger RNA, 1686 nt
Organism: Aspergillus calidoustus
Lineage: Eukaryota; Fungi; Ascomycota; Eurotiomycetes; Eurotiales; Aspergillaceae
Source: the annotation of a GenBank genome assembly
AUGCCUCCCAAAAAGGGCGCAACCAAGACCGCGGCGCGGUCGACCGCUACCGUCAAUAAGGCGACUGGCGCUACCACAACCACCAAAAAGACCGCUAGCGAUAAGAAGACUCCAGCAGCCCGAGGACGUGCAGCGACUACUACUAAGACGACUACCACAAAAGCUGCUACAGGAGCCGCGACGAAAGCUGCGCCAACGCGCAAGGCCACCACCAAGGCUACCAAAACAGGAGCUUCAAAAGCUGCGCCGGCCCCGCUCACUAAGAAGCGCAGCGCCGAAACUGUCGACGAGGCUGAGCCUACUCGCACAGUCAAACGCGCUCGUGUUGUUAAGCCCGCCGUCGCCCCGAAGCCGAAGCCGAAGCCUGCCCCAAAGCCAAGGGCCAAGACGAUCAUCAACCAGGCUCCUACUGCCAAGCUAAACGUGUACGUUUGCGGUGAAGGCAGUUCUGGAGAACUUGGCUUGGGUACUGCGAAGAAUGCCAUUGAUGUAAAGCGCCCGCGUCUGAACCCCCACCUGUCGGCGGAGACUGUGGGUGUCGUGCAGGUGGCUGUCGGCGGUAUGCAUUGUGUUGCCCUUACGCAUGACAACAAAAUCCUUACAUGGGGUGUCAAUGACCAAGGCGCGCUUGGUCGAGACACUGCAUGGGAAGGCGGAUACAAGGAUAUGGACGACAACAAGGGCGACUCGGACUCAGAUUCGGACUCGGGUGACGGACCCGAUCUCAACCCGCACGAGGCAACCCCCACUGCCAUCCCUUCUGAUAUUUUCCCCGAGGGUACUGUCUUUGUCGAAGUCGCUGCUGGUGACAGCUCAAGUUUUGCUCUGACCGAUGAAGGUCAGGUGUAUGGCUGGGGAACCUUUCGAAGCAAUGACGGCAUUCUAGGCUUUGAUGCUGCUACCAGGGUCCAGACUACGCCAACUCUGCUUCCGGAUUUGAAGAGAAUCAAGCAUGUGGUCUGCGGAGAUAACCACGUUCUCGCUUUGAAUCAUCGGGGCGCUGUCUUCUCUUGGGGCUCAGGCCAGCAAAACCAAUUGGGCCGUCGUAUCAUCGAGCGCAACAAAUUGAAUGGGCUUCAACCGCGAGAAUUCGGCCUCCCAAAGGGUAUCGUACACAUUGGUGCUGGUGCUUUCCAUUCCUUUGCCGUGCACGAAUCUGGCAAAGUCUAUGCCUGGGGUCUGAACAGUUUUGGCGAGACCGGAAUUCGCGAGCACGCUGGUGACAGUGAAGCUGCAAUUGUUCACCCAACCAUUGUGGAAGCUCUGUCCGACAAGGAUGUCACGCAAAUUUGCGGUGGUGCUCACCACUCUCUGGCUGUUACCGCAGAUGGCCAAUGCCUCGUCUGGGGUCGCCUAGACGGUUUCCAAACAGGCCUCAAGAUCGAUUCCCUCCCCGACGACGCGGUCAUCAAAGACGAACGUGGCCGCCCUCGUAUCUUAAUCGAACCCAAAGCUGUCCCAGGCAUUAAAGCAAAGGCUGUCGCUGCGGGAUCAGAUCACUCAAUUGCCAUUGACAGUGAUGGCCGUCCCUGGUCCUGGGGGUUCUCUGCUACCUACCAAACCGGCCAAGGCACUCAGGAUGACGUUGAAGUGGCGACUGUCAUUGAAAACACUGCUGUUCGAGGGAAAAAGCUCAACGGAGCUGGCGGGGGAGGUCAAUUCUCGGUGUUUACGGAGCCCAUCUAG